GAGACCUGCGGCCAAGGCACAGCUGAAGACGAGCCCAAGCGCCGCCAUCCCGGACCCCUCGCCGCCGGCCUCGGGUAAGCGGGAGGCGGGCAUGUUGGCAUGGCAGGACGGCGGGGCCAAGGCGGCUCCCUCCCACCACAAGAUAUCCUUCUCGGUCCUGGACAUCCUGGAUCCACAAAAAUUCACCCGCGCUGCACUCCCGGCCGUCCGCCUCGCUCCCCGGGAAGCCAAGAAAAGUUUGGCGGAGGUCGAAGCAGGGAAGGAAGUCAGCCCUGGAGACCCAGUCCGGCUGCAGGAGAGCCCUGAUGCUGCAGGCCCCGGCGCCGGCCCGGCGUCCCCCCUGGAGGGCUCCGAGGCCGAAGAGGAUGAAGAGGACGCGGAUGACGCAGGGCGAGCACCGCGGCGGGAGCGGGCUGCGCACCUACAGACGGGUCGGGCGGGCUCUCCCGAGGCCCGGGUGGCCACACUGGCGGCUGCCGAGUGCAGCGCGGACGGCGAGGGCGGACUCUCGGGCUCCCCAGGCUCGCCCGGCUCCCCGCGGCCCCGGCGCCGGCGCGCAGAGCCCAGCUGCGCCAAACCCCGGCGCGCGCGCACUGCCUUCACCUACGAGCAGCUGGUAGCCUUGGAGAACAAGUUUCGGGCCACCCGCUACCUAUCGGUAUGCGAGCGCCUGAACCUAGCGCUGUCCCUCAGCCUCACCGAGACUCAGGUUAAAAUCUGGUUCCAGAACCGCCGAACCAAGUGGAAGAAGCAGAACCCGGGAGCCGACGGCGCGGCGCAGGCGGAAGGAGGCGCGCCACAGCCUGGGACACUCGGCGCGGCGGCUGGGACCUGCGGCGGUGGCACGGGAGGCAGUCCCGGCCCGCCCGGCCCCGGAGCUCUGCCCUUCCAGACUUUUCCCUCCUACUCCGCGGCCAACGUCCUCUUCCCGGCCGCUGCAUCCUUCUCGCUAACAGCCGCCGCCGGGAACCCCUUUGCGCCCUUCCUCGGGCCCUCCUACUUGACCCCCUUUUACACCCCGCACCUAUGAACCCGGGGUCCUCCAGGAUCCCUCUUCGACGGGAUUCACUAGUGAUUGGCUUCGCAUGAGGCCCCUUCCUUCACAGAUGGGCCUGACCCGCACCAACCGCCCCCUCCUGGCGCGCGGGUGUCUGCCUGGCCCUUCCCUUCCAGCCUCUGGGAGACACCACCAGAGGGCGGGCAGAAGCCGCCUGGCGACUCCGGGCUGCGCCUCACCGGGCCGCGCCUCUCCUCGCCACGCCGACCUACUGAGUCCACACGGGCGGCAGAGGGAACUAGGCAGUGUCUAGAGUCGGAGGCUGCUGACCUAAAGUCUUCCUGUUUUCAGAUCUGGCUUUUCACUUCCGUCAGGUUCAAUUCAGUUCAAGGACUCUUUUUUUAAGGGUCAGGGCAUUCCAGGCCGAGGUAACAAAAGUGUUAGGAGAGAGACACGAGAGUGCCAAGGCGCCCUGUGCAGCAGCUGCUCGCACCUAGGCUAGAAUCUUCAAGGAUUCCAAUCUACUCAGAGAUGAGGAACUUGUCCUUUCUCUGAGCUGUUUUCCCUUGGUACUUGAUUAUUGGCUCAAACCUAGAGGCUCCUUCCAAAUCCUGAAGAAAGUUGGAGAGAGCUGGGCCCAUGGUGCUCUUGCCGCUGUGAAAGAGACUAUCUUUAAAUUACACAAAACUCAACAUCUCUAGAUCUUCAUUUAAAAUUUGGACGUGAGCACAAUAUUGUGGUUUACAGGCUGCACAGGUUAUCAUGAUAGAGUGGCACCUUAUUUUUCUGAGCAGGCCAUGGGUUUGUGCUAGGAAAGGUCUCUCUCAGCAUUGUGGCUAGACUUGUGUUAAAGAAGACACAGCUAUGUUGCAUUGCAGGUUUUGAGACCAAUUUGGACAAACCCCAGUGAUGGCCCCAAAAUGCAUAAAAAUGAUAAUGGCAGAAGUGAUGGACCAGUUGAUGCCGUAAAGUCUGUGCAGGAGGCUGCUUGUUUUGAUGUGCAGUACUUGAUACCAACUUCAGUCCUGGCUAACGUGUCUGUCCCAGCAAGUCCUGGACUCUGGGGGGAGAGUGAGCUCCACCAUGACACACUGCCUCCAGUCAGGCACUGGACUCUUUUUAAAAAGCACAAAUUUAACAUGGUUGGGUCUUCAUCUGAGAUUCUGAGUUGAAAGCAAUUCUUGUUCCAAACAGAUUCUCUAUGAUGAACAAGCAAAAGUUUAUAAAGGGAUAGGAAAGAAAUAUUAAGAAUAAAGAGCUACCAUGGAGGCCAAAAUACAGGCAUCUACCUGCUGCUUUAACUGUCUCCCCUAAAAAUUAGUUCUUCUAUAAAAUUACCUUGACAGUUUUGUCCAGACUAUCCUUCUAUUAGUUUCCUGUGUAAAAUGGUCAGAAAUCUGAACAACUGCAACUCCACAUCAUAUUUCUUUAAUUCUUAUUUUUAUCUGAUUAUUUCAGGCCAGCUAAUAUCUAUAUGGAUACUAUAUUCCUUGCUCUUUCUUGGUAGCCCAGAUAAUAAUCACUAAACUUAAGAGGUUAUAGCUUCAAAGUAAAAGCAAACUUUGAACACAUUAUAUUAUUAUGAUCUUGAAAUACCUAGCUCUCUAAUUAUCAGGAAUGAUAGAAAAUGUCCCCUUUCUCACAACUUAAAGACUUUAUAUUCUUGUGACUCAUAAGGCUUGAAAAUGUAUUGCUUAAUUAUAUACUAUUUGCUAAUUAGACUCUUUUCUGCCCAAAGAAUAUUCCCAAACAAUGCAUUAUAACUUUCUAAAAGACAGCUGGUGCCAGAUGAGAUUGAAGAUGCAAUUAUUGUAAUAGAGAAUAUAAUUUUAUUCAUCUUACAUGUUGGUAAAAACUCCAAUAACUAUUUGUUGAUUUCUCAAAAGCCACAUUCCUUGUGUAUAAUAAGAAAUUUAAGUGCACAAAGGCCAGAUCUGUGACCAAAGGGUCAAAGUUCUGUACUAAGUGGGAGAUAUUUCAUUCCAGUCCUCUCAGGUAUCAGACUUACAGACUUAGGUUGAAGAAAAGGAGUAGAGAGGGAGGCAGGAGGCAUAUCUGUGUGCAAACUAUCUAGGUGCUGUAAUUCCUGACCCUUAUUCCUUCCACAAAUUGUCACAGAGUGAUGUGUGAAGUGUGUGACCUUGGACUUCUGCUGCUUUAGAAGGCCCAAUGGCUUUCCAACCAAAUCCUUAGACUCAUUCUAUCGAUGUGCUGGCCUAAUAAA
This is a messenger RNA of Heterocephalus glaber (naked mole-rat), 3221 nucleotides long. It is a transcript of the gene Nkx1-2, whose product is annotated as NK1 homeobox 2. Gene Ontology annotation, biological process: cell differentiation; regulation of transcription by RNA polymerase II. Gene Ontology annotation, molecular function: RNA polymerase II cis-regulatory region sequence-specific DNA binding; DNA-binding transcription factor activity, RNA polymerase II-specific. The record is from RefSeq and is a predicted model, not a curated record. Gene Ontology annotation, cellular component: nucleus. NCBI's taxonomy places the organism in Eukaryota, Metazoa, Chordata, Mammalia, Rodentia, Bathyergidae.